AUGAGUUCAGGCGUCAUCAUUGGGGUCAUUGUCCUUGUGCUUGUCUUAGUGGGGGUCGCUGGAUUCUACGUCUAUCGUUCCAUGAGGAUCAAGCAGCGAAAGGACGAUGAGAAGCACGUCAUGCAAGACUAUUCGGUCUCCAAGGUCAAUAAUACCAUGGAAUCGAAUCAAGUGUUUGCAACGAACGUCCAAAGUACGCCCAGUUCAUAUGACUUUACUACGUUGGACAUUCCGUCUACGAAAGCUACGCCGGACCCGUUGGCGUCGUCAAUUGCAAUGCUACAUGCUGUACCGGGUAGCUCUCCCAGUCCGUCACAGGAGCCAGUGCGAUAUAACUUUGAUCCAGCACAGUCCACGGUCAAUGGAGCCGUGCCGUCGACGUCACCUUUUAACCGGAAGGAUAACCUGCUAGCUUCACGUCCAAGUAACAGCAACUUUGAUGAUCAGUCAAUGGAGUUUAACGCCGCUACUGGCAGUUAUGCCGAAUCAUAUACCGAGUCGUACGCUGGCUCGUUUGCUGGUUCAAUUGCUGGCUCGUACGCUAAUUCCUUCUCGGGAACGUACAAUGGACAGGGAGUGCUCAAUUCGUUCGAUGGUAGUGUCGAAGAUUUUACUCGAGAUACUGUCGGAACGACUGUGUCCGAGGCACUGGAACGACAGAGCCAACUACCACCAGGUGAUGGUGAACAGUCUCACUGGAUGAAUGACAUGCGCGGCACAAAUGACAGUUAUGCGAUGCUCGAAUCAGGCUCGUUCGAUCGCACAUCGGCUCUCUCGCGCUUUUCCACGGACUCGGAUCUUACCGGCCGCCCCACGCAGACGUAA
Messenger RNA from Peronospora farinosa, 825 nucleotides. The record is from the annotation of a GenBank genome assembly. Lineage: Eukaryota; Oomycota; Peronosporomycetes; Peronosporales; Peronosporaceae.